CAGCCAUGGAACAUCUCAGUGGGGCCUUCAAUACCACACCUCCCAUCCCCUACGCCCUCGCCAGAGUGAUGCAUGGUACUGGAACUCCCCGACUACUCGGCUGGAAUGUUCCAACCGAGGAUCUCAUCCACAUCCCCCAACACUGGCUCAAGUAUCCAGCAGUCGAGCCUAUGCAUCACUACGUUCUCGGCUUACUUUAUAUAAUAUUCAUGAUUUUUUCCCUCGUUGGCAACGGACUAGUCAUAUGGAUAUUUUGUGGGGCCAAGAACCUGAGGACGCCUUCCAACAUGUUUGUGGUAAACCUGGCUUUGUGCGACUUUAUGAUGAUGCUAAAGACUCCGAUCUUCAUCUAUAACUCUUUCAAUCUCGGGUUUGCACUUGGACCGUUCGGUUGUCAGAUAUUUAGUAUUAUGGGUUCUCUGUCUGGCAUUGGAGCUUCUGCUACAAAUGCCGUCAUCGCCUACGAUAGAUACAACACAAUUGCCCAUCCUUUAGACGGAAGGAUGACGAAGGGAAAGGCGUUCAUUUUUAUUCUGGUGAUUUGGACGUAUGUUACUCCAUGGGUGUUCUUCCCAGCUUCCCAAACAUGGGGACGUUUCGCUCCAGAGGGCUACCUGACUGCCUGUUCUUUCGACUACCUAACAAGAACGCCCGAGAAUCAAUUCUUCGUGCUGGUCUUGUUCUUCGUCUGCUACGUGUUACCGAUGACAAUGAUCGUCUUCUUCUACUCGCAGAUAGUCAGUCACGUUGUCAACCACGAGAAAGCCCUCAAGCAGCAGGCGAAGAAAAUGAACGUGGAGUCGCUCCGCAGCAACCAAAACCAACAGAACCAGUCUGCAGAGAUCAGGAUCGCCAAGGCUGCUAUAACCAUAUGUUUCCUAUUCGUUGCUUCCUGGACUCCUUACGCGGUUCUCGCUCUUAUCGGAGCAUUUGGUAACCAGGCCCUAUUGACUCCAGGAGUCACGAUGAUUCCUGCCCUCACCUGUAAAGCUGUGGCCUGCAUCGACCCUUAUGUUUAUGCCAUCAGCCACCCUAGAUACAGAGUGGAACUGGCCAAGCGCGUGCCAUGGCUGGCCAUCAACGAACAAGCGCCGCCGCCAGAGACGGCCUCGACCACUACAACUGAGGCUACAGCAACCACUCCGGCCGAGUGAACGAACCGAGGCACUCGCCCCCCACCGACAGGACAAGUACUACUGAGUGCGUUACUAGGCCCAUCCAUAUCUCAUAUUCACAUAUUUCUUGCUCCUGUAUUAUGCUCUAAAUUACGCGCUGUAACGUUAAGUCGGUUUAGUGUUAAUUUGUUAUAUUUAGAAUUGAUUGAUGAGGGAAAUGAAUAGUGAAUAUAAAGUCUUCCAUUAUUAAUUAGAGGCAUUUUUUUGAAGUUAACAUUCAAUUUUCAAAAGUUUGGGAUUAUGAAAUAAUUUAUAUAUGUAUAAUAAUAAUAUGAUAUAUAUAUAUAUAUAUAUAUAUAUAUAUAUAUGUGUGUGUGUGUGUGUGUGUGUGUGUGUAAAUUUAAGUACACAUAAUUCAAUAUUAUAUGUAAAUACAAAUUUUUACUUAUAAACAUUUCAUAUCAAUCAUUACUAAGUAUUAGUAUGACAGUUAUUUUUAGUAAUUAACGCAUUCCUGUUGGGUAGAAUAUCUACCUUAAGACCACAUAACAUUAUGAAGUGAUACUUUUCAUUAAAUUUGGAAAUUCUAAAAAACCUGUCAGUCAUGAGCAUGUGAAAUGUGGGUUGUCGGGUUUACUGACGAUGCUAAACCCACUUGAAAGUAGGUUUCUUGGUUUUUGAGCUACGGAACUACCGAUAAUGAAUGCUGAAAGAAACACACACGUCUCCAGUAAAAUAUUACAAAAUCAGUCUAUAAGUGUUUUCAAAACAAUCUUUACUGAUAUAUAUUACCUCUUAAAACAAUUGGUUAAGUAAUCUGGAGUUUGAUUUCAAACUGUAAAAAUGGUCGUCUUUGUAUGUUUUAUUCCAUGUGAAAUAAAAUAUACAAUUUAUGAUCUAUUGUAAAUGUUUCAACACGUAAAUAAAGUGUAAUAACAUAGUUUAAAGUAUUUCCGAUAAAGGUUUUUGUAAGUUAGAAUAUGGUAUUAGAAAUAAAUCGUAGUAAAUAGUUCCUUCUUUUGAAGCUUAAAAGAUUUUAUGAGUAAUAAUGUGACCUCUCUUCCCACCAAAACAUAUUACAAUGAUAUAUACUAUCAAUGCAGGCGUAGAAAAUGACGGUUUAUGACUCUUUAAUGCCUGUUUCCAACAGCAUACACUGUAACUGUACAAUGGAGAGCGCAACUUUAAUAAGAGUUGCGCUCUUCUUCUCUGUAUAUGGCCCACAAAGUGUCAAAAAAAUACCAUGUGGCUUAUGGAUUGAUAAUAUUAAAAGUGAAACUCAAAAUCAAUUCCUUGUAUGUACCAUCAGCGACUUCUCAUUUCCUUACAGUAACGUCCCACAAGAAGUCCGUGGAAAAUUUCAAGUAAAAGUAUAGGUCAGGUAACAUAUCUUUUGAGGGUUUUAAUAAAAGUACUGUGAAUAGUAAAUAUACAAUUUUGACAAAACUUAAAGAUUAUGUCCUGUAUUUGAUAGUUAAUUGCUUACUAAAUAUGCCUUAUAAUAUCGCACAACAUAAGGUUUAUCCCAAAAUUGAAUUAAAAAGAAAAGUUCUAAAAUAUAGAGCUAGAAUUAUUCGAGAGGGUUUGGGGGAAUCUAAGGCUCCACUUCUGAAAACCCCUUUUUAACGUUACAUAUCCUAUUUAUAUUUGUUACUGUAUUUUUUAUAAAUCUCCAUGUAUUAAGUGGCUAGAAUUCAAUAUACAAAAGCUACAAUAUCCGCCGUUUUUCACUGUCAUAUAAAUUUUAUACUUCUCCCAAAAAUUUUAAAAUGUUACUUAAUUUAUUUUCUCGUUCCAAUCUUUGAACCAACCCUCAUUUGACGUGAAUUGAAAUACGGCUAACGUUGAUCAUAUGAUUUUUUUAAUGUAGCAGGAAAACUCAGCAAUAGCUUACAAAUUAUGGCAGACUUCAUAAUAUUGUUAUAAGUAUUCACAAAAGAAAAAAGUAAUAACUUUUUAAGAAAAUUACAAAAUUACAGACAGUGAUUUAUUACUCGAAUUUUCAUUAAAAUAAAAUAGUUGAAAUUUUUUUGUUAAAAUAAUAACAGUUUUACUAGAUUUUAGCACGUAUUAUUUGUAUUUAUGAAUAUUCGUGUGUAUGUGUAAUUAUAUACGGAUGGGCCAUAAUUUAAAGUUGUCUAAGGAUUUAAUAUGAACAAAAGCUAACAUAUGUUUAUUAGGGAACAAAGUAAUGUGCAGAAAAUAUUAUAAGAAAAUAUAACCAAAAUAAUAUAUUUUAAGUCAUAUAUGGAUUCUAGUACUUGUUCUGGGUUUCUCUACUCAUUUGUACAACACCGGCUAAGUCUAAGGCUAACGAGUUUGGAUACGGAAAAUUUUCUUUUAGUUUUGUGUUUUAUGCACACACUUUUAUUUUGUGUUUUUGUAAAAAUGUGAUAGUCUUUAUAGAACACCAUACCAAGCACAUUUCCACAAUGUUACAAGAAUAAUAUUUAACGAGUUUGAUAUGUCAUGCUUGUUGUAUAUUUUACUAUGUAAAUCUUUAGUAAGUAUUUCCUAAAUGUAUUUUAUUUGUGAGUCGUUGAUUUUUUACAAAUAAAGUAUUGUUUAUCUUGCAACGGAAA
Homalodisca vitripennis (glassy-winged sharpshooter) is the source of this 3697-nucleotide messenger RNA. Its product is annotated as opsin, ultraviolet-sensitive-like. The record is from RefSeq and is a predicted model, not a curated record. Gene Ontology annotation, cellular component: membrane. Gene Ontology annotation, molecular function: G protein-coupled receptor activity. Bases 6 to 1154 code for a protein of 382 amino acids. The transcript is spliced from 8 exons. Gene Ontology annotation, biological process: G protein-coupled receptor signaling pathway; visual perception. Lineage: Eukaryota; Metazoa; Arthropoda; Insecta; Hemiptera; Cicadellidae.